AAAAAAAAGAUGGGAUUUAUUUGACAAAAAUAAUAAUGUAUCCUACAUGUAUGUGUAUAUAAGUGUUUUUAUUUCCUGCGUAGAUAUGAUAAGUACAUGAUAGAUACGAUUUCGCAUCUGUUUCGGCUUCUCUUUUUCUCGUCCACCAACAGAACUAUUUCUCCUCUUUUGUAGCAAUAAAAUAAAAUAAAUUUUCUUCAGGAGAAUCUCUCUCCAUUUUUAGGAUUCUUCUUCUUCUUCCAUUAGUCUCUAUUGAAUCAGAAUCUCGACUCUCAGGUUGGAUUUUGAGAGCUAUUUAAUUAAUAUCAGCCGUAUUAAUUAAGAUGAUGGAAAUAGCUUAUCAGCCUCGGAUUGAUUCCGAGAUCGAAUCACUCGUCGAGAGAAUCAAUCCUCCCAGGGUUUGUGUAGACAACGACUCAGACCCAGAGUGCACACUUAUUAAGGUAGAUAGCGCGAACAAGUACGGGAUAUUACUGGACAUGGUUCAAGUGUUGGCCGAUCUUGAUCUCGUUAUCUCCAAAUGUUACAUCUCAUCCGAUGGUGAAUGGUUCAUGGAUGUGUUUCACGUGACAGACCAACUCGGGAAUAAGCUCACAGACCGAAGCCUUAUUCUCUACAUUCAACAGGCAAUAUGUUCUAGUAGAACGGGAGGUAUAACAAAGGAGAUGCAGAGUAAUCUAAAACGGGAGGUGCAACAGCGCCACGUUUCAACAGAGCACACGGCCUUUGAGAUAACCGGAAUCAACAGACCGGGUCUGCUGUCCGAAAUAUCUGCCGUACUUUCCGACAUUGGAUGUCACGUGACAGCUGCAGUGGCAUGGACCCACCACGAGCGAGCGGCGAUGGUGAUUUAUCUAGAAGACGGGUUUAACGGUGGGCCUAUAAUCGACCCAAUAAGAAAGGCCCAAGUAAAGGAUCAUCUUGAUACAGUCAUGGAGGCCCAUCACAGAGUUGGCGAUGUGUCUCAUGUUGUCGUGAGGGUUGUCGAGGCUAAAGGAGCUCCCGUCGGGUGGGCUCACACUGAGCGACGACUUCAUGAGCUAAUGUACGGCGAAGGAGAUUACGAGAAUUGCUUCGACUGCGAUUGUUUCGGAGACAGGUGCGAUGCUUUGUGGAGAGGAAGAUGCGAGAGGAUACACGUGACGAUCGAAGCAUGUAAUGGCUAUUCAAUGGUGAAUGUUAAGUGUAGAGAUAGACCAAAACUACUUUUCGACACGGUGUGUGCUUUGAAAGAGUUACAAUUCGUAGUGUUUCACGCCGUCGCAGGAGCUAAAGGCUCCACGGCAGAGCAAGAAUAUUUCAUAAGAAAGAAGAACGGGUGCACGUUAGAAACGGAAGUGCAAAGAGAAAGACUAAGACAUUGUUUGGUUGCUGCGAUUUCGAGACGUGCUUCACGAGGUUUGAAACUCGAGAUUCGGACAGAGAACAAGAUGGGUUUGUUGUCGGAUGUGACUAGAGUCGUGAGAGAAAACGGUUUAUCGAUAACGAGAGCUGAGAUGUGCACGCAAGGUGAGAUUGCGGUUGGCUCGUUUUAUGUCACCGAUGUGAAUGGAGGUGAGACGAAUGCGAAUGCGGUUGAAGCGGUUGUACGAGAAUUAGGUGGAGCGGUUGUGUCAGCGGUUAAAGCGGUUGGGAUGGUGCCUACGAGGAUGGGUUCGACGAGUGAUAGUGUGGAGCAAGACAAAGCUAAGUCAUCGAUUGGGAGAUUGUUUUGGUCUAAGUUAGAGAGAUUGUCAACGUCUAUAAGAUCGUUGUGAAGUGUUUCAUUAGAGGAUUUUGCCUCUCUCGUUCUGGUAAUUAUCGUUGUAUAUAUAUAGUUUGAUUUAGGAAUAUUUGAAGAUUGAAAUGAAAUUCAUAUAAUUGGUUUUAGAUGUGAACUAAUGAGAUAGAUUCAUUCGAA
Molecule: messenger RNA, 1900 nt
Organism: Arabidopsis lyrata subsp. lyrata
Lineage: Eukaryota; Viridiplantae; Streptophyta; Magnoliopsida; Brassicales; Brassicaceae
Product: ACT domain-containing protein ACR1
Exons: 7
Coding region: 324-1757 (477 amino acids)
Source: RefSeq, a predicted model, not a curated record